AUGCGCCAGCCUGGCUUCGUUCGCCGUGAUACUGGUCAAGGAGCAAGAAGAUGGAUAAAACAGAUUUUGAAUCAAGACAUGUCUUUCCAACAUAUAAAAGUAAUUUACCCAACAGCUCCUGCCAGGCCAUAUACACCUAAGAAAGGAGCCUUUUCUACUGUGUGGUUUGACAGGUAUAAGAUCUCUAAUGACUGUCCAGAACACAUUGAAAGUAUUGAUUCUAUGUGCUGGAGACUUACAGACUUGAUCAACGAUGAAAUUAAAAAUGGUAUUGCAAAGAACAGGAUACUAAUAGGAGGCUUUUCGAUGGGAGGUGGAAUGGCAAUGCAUUUAGCAUACAGGUUUCAUCAAGACCUGCCAGGAGUCUUUGCUUUGUCUAGUUUUCUCAAUAAAGACUCUGCUGUUUACCAGGCUUUGAAAAGAAAUGCAAGUGUUCUUCCAGAAUUAUUUCAGUGUCAUGGAACUGAUGAUGAACUAGUUCUCUACUCAUGGGGUGAAGAGACCAACAAGAUGUUAAAGUCACUGGGAGUAUCAACAGCAUUUCAUACUUUUCCAGACCUUAAUCAUGAGUUAAGCAUAACUGAAAUAGAAAAACUAAAAACCUGGAUUGUAACAAAAUUACCUGUUGAAGCAGCAAAGACAAAUGAAUAAAAGAAGAUGCAACUUUCAUAUAC
Molecule: messenger RNA, 674 nt
Organism: Leptosomus discolor (cuckoo roller)
Lineage: Eukaryota; Metazoa; Chordata; Aves; Leptosomiformes; Leptosomidae
Source: RefSeq, a predicted model, not a curated record